AUGCUGUUGUCAUUUUUCGUGGGUCUAGCUUCAGUAGCUGCGGCAGUCGUCAUUCCCGGUCCUCCCGGACCACACCCAGUUGCCCUAAGGGUGCAAGCCUUUGAAGACGCCGCACGAUGGGAUCCCCACGCCCCCAAGAACCAACCCGAGAAGCGACGGUUGAUGGUAUCUGUCCAUGUCCCUCUCAAGAAGAAUACCAGCUGUUCAGUCGAGACAGUCCCCUAUAUGCCCCCCGAAACGGCGGCGUUCUAUGGCCAAUUGGCUACGGCGAUGUUUGGGCUACCCAGCACCCUGUUCUUGGGGACGGAGUUUGAGUUUUGUAGUGUCAGAACGGCAUGCGGUUACCGACUGGGACACGGUAUUCUGGCGCGGUCCCUUGCCAGUUAUGGCUACAUCGUCGUCACACUGGAUCACACAUAUGAUUCCGCCAUGGUCGAGUUCCCGGAUGGCAGCCUAUUAGAUGCGUCGGUAGCAGGGCCACUCCUGAAGGGGACGCAGGCCUCUGUCGACGCGGACCGAAUAUUUGUCGCCGGGCACUCUCUCGGAGGCGCCACAGCGGCCGCCUCACUCCGUGCUGACGACCGCGUUCUCGGCGGAUUGAACUUUGAUGGUUCCUUAUGGGGACCCGUUACGACGGAAGGUACUGACAGGCCCUUGGUGCUGGUAAGCACACCGACGACGUUUGAUUACAUUUCCGGUUGGAACGAAAUCUGGUCUCAUCUACGCGGCCCAUCUCUUAUAGUGGUCAUUGAAGGGACUACGCACAUGUCGUUCUUUGACGCUCCUCAGCUUCCAGCCGUGUUGGCGUUGCCGGCGGAGUACGACGAGCUGGUUAAAGAGGUUUUGGGGACCAUCGAUGGUGAAACGCUGGCAACAAUUGAGGUUGAGCUGUUGCGCAGGACCAUGGAUUUGGCAUUGGGUGGCAAGAAGGACGCAUUGUGUGAUGUCGAAGAUAUCAGUCCAGAGGUUGGGCAGCUGCAUGCUAAGAACUUGUCAUGCCCUUGA
This is a messenger RNA of Colletotrichum spaethianum, 1005 nucleotides long. RefSeq names its product putative 1-alkyl-2-acetylglycerophosphocholine esterase. Gene Ontology annotation, molecular function: 1-alkyl-2-acetylglycerophosphocholine esterase activity. Bases 1 to 1005 code for a protein of 334 amino acids. Lineage: Eukaryota; Fungi; Ascomycota; Sordariomycetes; Glomerellales; Glomerellaceae. The transcript is spliced from 3 exons. The record is from RefSeq and is a predicted model, not a curated record.